AGGUGACGGGGGAGGGGGUGAAGGAGAGGGUCGGGGAAGGGAUGGAGGGAAGGAGCAAGCGAGGCAAGGCAGUAUUCAAGGACCUAUUGGGAGUUGCACAGCGUUCCUGUUGGCCUGUCCUCCGUACUCGCCUCAGCAGUGCCGUGACUCCCACGAUGCUGGUGGUUCUGGCUGUGCUGUGGGCGGCUGCCCAUCGAGGCUGCAAGGCCACCACUGACCAGCCUCUCUAUGCUUGCCACCCUGAAAACUGGUGUGUGCCUGCCAAAUACUGUGCUCAAAACAUGACAACUUUUGCUGCCUCUGACACUCCCAACCCCUCUGAUGAUCCUUCUUAUGCUGAUUACAAGUAUGUGUGUGGCAUGACAGUGGACACGGAGGGAUUUGUGUGUUGUCAUGACUUGGCUGGCUUGCCAGGACCCUUCACACCAUCACCAGCCCAGUGGUUCUACAGGGGUGAGAAUUCCAGUGUGGAACCUUUACCCAUGCAAGUGUUCCUGUGGCCUGGGUAUGGCACAGAGGAGGAGGACCCCAAGGAGGAGACCUUCCCAACUGAGCCAUUCACUGGUGCUCCCUACGCUGCCCUUGGUGAACGCUUCCGCCCCAUCUGUCCCAGAGGAAGUGUGUGUCUACCUUCGUACGAGUGUCCAUCCCGCAGCAUCCAUUACAUCAAGGACAUGGCCAAUGCCAGACUGAAGUUCCUGUGUGGCGUGUCAUUGGGGACGGAGAGUUGGCUGUGCUGCUCCCUUCACAUCAUCAAGAAUGCCUUGAGCCUCUUGCGACAAGCUCCCCGCCACCCUGUGAUGGAUGACCAUGAGUUGCUGAUCAAGAUAAAUUUUGACGUCCAAAAAUCAAAGCCACACUAUGGUGCAGAUAUUGGCCGCUACAGCAGGGUGCCUCAUGCUGCUGUACCUCCACCUCCAAGGCCACACACUGCCCAACUGCCUGACUAUUAUGAGGAGGACUUUGCCAAUGAUGUGGAAGAGUAUCUGCAGAAGAGGGAAGGGCAGGAGCCUCACAAACGGCGGCACAAGAGAGAUACAAACUCCACCUAUGACCAGGAGGAUGAAGAGGUGAACUACCACAUUGUUGGGGCUGCGGAUCAUGAGAACGUCACACUGGUGAGUGUGGCCCCAGCCCUUGAUGUUCAGGACAUUCCUUCUGCCAGGAGCAAAGUGGCAUAUGAUCAGCCUCAGUGUGGCCUACCCCUGUCUGGCCCCAUUCCAUACUCUCCUGGCAAUCCUGUGCCGCCACCUGCUGAGGGACAGUACCCGUGGCAUGUGGCAGUGCUAACCACUAGCGAUGACUACCUGUGUGGUGGCGUCCUCUUUACUGACCGACAUGUCCUCACCGUUGCUCACUGUGUCCGGCCUCGUGUGGCCUCCGAAAUCUUCAUUCGUGUUGGAGACUUUGACUUGUCUUCAGACUCAGAGGCUCACCCGUCCUAUAAUGUGCCUGUCUCCUGGAUCACCUGCCACCCUGACUACAGCCGCACAACACUGCGAGCAGAUGUUUGUGUGGUGCAGCUCCGGGUGGCUGUGCUUGUCCUGCCCAAUGUGGCACGGGCAUGUCUCCCUGGAGAAGCUCCUUAUCCAGAUCCUGGCCUUGAGUGCUUUGUUCCCAGUUGGGGGUUUGUGUCCUCAGGGGAGGGUGGCAAAGUCCGGUACGACCACUUCAGUCCUAAGCUGCGGCAUCUUCCCUUCCUGGCCAUUGAUCGUGCCACAUGCCAACGAAAUCUGAGGAAGGUUAAGAAACUGGGAUCCUUCUUCAGACUGAAUCCUGGUGUGCUGUGUUCCAAGGGCACCGUUACACAAGACACCUGUCACGGUGAUGGUGGCAGUGGCCUGGUGUGUCGAGCUGCUUCUGGCCAAUACAUCUUAAAGGGCUUGGUGUCAUGGGACAUUGGCUGUGAGCAUGGCAAACCCACAGCCUAUGUUGAUGUUGCAUUCUUCCUGGACUUUAUUUUGGGGACUAUUGGCGCCACUUUGGAGAAUGGCAAGCUGCAUCUCGGCACAGCCCAGACUUCACACGCUGGCACCUUCGGCCAAGGAACCAGCUACAGCCACACAGCAGGGGAUACCACAGCCCAGUCUGCUGCUUCCUACAGUGCAGCAUCCCAGUCUGGCUCUUCCCAUUCCAGUGGCACUUCUUAUGGUACAUCAUCCCAGACUGGCUCUUCCUUCAGUACCGCAUCACAAUCUGGUAGUGUCUUGUAUGCUACAUCAUCCCAGUCUGGCUCUUCCUACAAUGCUGCAGCUCAAACUGGCUCUUCGUAUGGUGCCACAUCACAUGGUGGUGGUACCUCGUAUGGCGCAGCUUCACAGUCUGGCGGUUACAGUGCCACAACACAUACCGGUGGCACUUCUUAUGGUACUUCAUCUCAGUCUGGUUCUGCUUAUGGUGCCUCUUCCCAUUCUAGUGGCCAGUCUUCAUCUGGGCACAAGAGUGAAUCAUCAGGGCACAGCUCACAGCAGAUCUACAAGCAAGGUGGCAGCCAGUACCACCAGGCUAAUGUGGCAGUGCACAAUGUUGAUCCCUACUUGACAGGGGUGCCCAGCAAACCUUCCACACACGGGAGCUCCCCAGACCGCCAGGGCACGUACGGGAACUAUGACCAGCGUGGUGACCGGGAAUAUUACAAGCGUGAGGAUCGUUAUGACCAGAGCAGCAGUCACAACAAACGUGGCGAUGUACACAGAGAUGGAUAUGCCACCAAGGAAGAAAAGACCAAGUAUGACCGUGACUAUAAGCGCGGUGACAGGUACGACGAAGACUAUAAGCGCGGUGACAGGUAUGACGAAGACCAUAAGCGAGGUGACAGGUACGACGAAGACCAUAAGCGCGGUGACAGGUACGACGAAGACCACAAGCGCGGUGACAGGUACGACGAAGACCACAAGCGCGGUGACAGGUACGACGAAGACUACAAGCGCGGUGACAGGUACGACGAAGACUACAAGCGCGGUGACAGGUACGACGAAGACUACAAGCGCGGUGACAGGUACGACGAAGACUACAAGCGCGGUGACAGGUACGACGAAGACUACAAGCGCGGUGACAGGUACGACGAAGACUACAAGCGCGGUGACAGGUACGACAAAGACUAUAAGCGCGGUGACAGGUACGACAAAGACCACAAGCGCGGUGACAGGUACGACGAAGACCACAAGCGCGGUGACAGGUACGACGAAGACUACAAGCGCGGUGACAGGUACGACGAAGACUACAAGCGCGGUGACAGGUACGACGAAGACUACAAGCGCGGUGACAGGUACGACGAAGACUAUAAGCGCGGUGACAGGUACGACGAAGACCAUAAGCGCGGUGACAGGUACGACGAAGACCAUAAGCGCGGUGACGGGUACGACGAAGACCAUAAGCGCGGUGACAGGUACGACGAAGACCAUAAGCGCGGUGACGGGUACGACGAAGACCAUAAGCGCGGUGACGGGUACGACGAAGACCAUAAGAGCGGUGACAGGUACGACGAAGACUAUAAGCGCGGUGACAGGUACGACGAAGACCAUAAGCGCGGUGACGGGUACGACGAAGACCAUAAGCGCGGUGACGGGUACGACGAAGACUACAAGCGCGGUGACAGGUACGACGAAGACUAUAAGAGCAGUGAAGACUACAAGAGUGGUGACAGGUACGAUGACAGAGACCAUAAGCCGGACAGCAAGUAUGUUGACAGGCACGAGUACAAGCGUGAUAAGUAUGAUGAUGACUACAAGCGUGGCGACCAUUAUGACAGUGGCGACUUGAGAGAAAACAAGCACGGCCAUGGCACCUCCUACCAACAAUCGCACAAGUACAGCAGCACCUAUCAACAUAAGUAUAGCUACAAACAUGAAUCCAACUACAAGGAGUACUCAAGUGACCAGGGGAAGUACUAUAAGGAUGGGGAGUACUAUGACCACAGGGAUGGAAAGUAUUACAAAGAUGGACAGUCCUAUGACAUUGAUUACAAUAAUGGGAAGUACUACAUGAAUGGGAGGUACUAUGACAUAGACAGGCAAGGAAAGUACUACAAGGAUGGAAAGUACUAUAAUAUUGACAACAAUGAGGGAAAGUACUAUGAAGAUGGCAAGUACUAUGAUUUACAGGAUGGUAAAUACUAUAAGAAUGGAAAGUAUUAUGAUAUAAACUACAAACAUGGAAAGUACUACAAAGGUGGGGAAUACUAUGAUCUAGAUGAUACUGGAAGGUACUACAAGGAUGGCAAGUAUCAUGACAUUGAUUACAAUAGUGGAAAGUACUACAAGAAUGGAAAGUACUAUAAUUACAAGGAGGGAAAGUACUAUGAAGAUGGAAAUUACUAUGAUGUAGAUCACAAUGAGGGAAAGUACUAUAUGGAUGGAAAGUACUAUGCUUUUAGGGAUGGAAAGUACUAUGGAGACUACUAUGGCUACAACCAUGGGAAGUACUAUGAUGGAGGAUAUGACCACGGCAAGUACUAUGAUAGUUAUAGCCAUCACUCGAGAUACUAUGACUAUAACCAUGACAAGUAUUAUGACAUAAACUACAGUGAUGGAAAGUACUAUUAUGAUGGGAAUUACUACUCCAUUAAUGAAUAUGGACAGUACUAUAAAGAUGGAAAGUACUAUGACAUGGACUACAAACAUGGACAGUACUAUAAAGAUGGAAAGUACUAUGAUUUUGAUGAACAUGGGAAGUACUACAAAGAUGGGAAGUACUAUGAUGUAGACUACAAGCAUGGGAAGUACUACAGUGAUGGAAAGUACUAUGAUUAUGUAGAUGGAAGAUACUAUAAGGAUGGGAAGUACUAUGAUAUUGAUUACAAUGAUGGAAAAUACUACUAUAAUGGCAAGUACUACAGUUUUAACAGUAAAGGGCAGUACUAUAAGGAUGGAAAGUACUAUGACAUAGACUACAGGCACGGCAAGUACUAUAAGGGUGGGAAGUACUAUGACCUGAAUGAGCAUGGAAGGUACUACAAAGAUGGGAAGUACUAUGAUAUAGAUUACCACCAUGGAAAGUACUAUAGUGAUGGAGACUACUAUGACGUCUAUCCUGACAGCAGUUACCGUGACCAUGGCUAUGGAGAGUAUGACCACAGCAAGUACUAUGAUGGAGGUUAUGACCACAGGAAGUACUAUGAUGGAGGAUACAACCACAGGAGGGAUUAUGAUGGUUAUGACCACGCGAAGUACAAGGAGUACCGCCAUCACUCAAGGUACUAUGACUACAACCAUGAUAAGUACUAUGAUAUAGAUGGCAAUGAUGGAAAGUACUACUACAAUGAAAAUUAUUACUCCAUUAAUGAAUAUGGGCAGUACUAUAAAGAUGGAAAGUACUAUGACAUGGACUACAAACAUGGACAGUACUAUAAGGAUGGAAAGUACUAUGAUUUUGAUGAACAUGGCAAGUACUACAAAGAUGGGAAGUACUAUGAUGUAGACUACAAGCAUGGGAAGUAUUACUGUGAUGGAAAGUACUAUGAUUACGUAGAUGGAAGAUAUUAUAAGAACGGGAAGUACUAUGAUAUUGAUUACAAUGACGGAAAAUACUACUAUGAUGGCAAGUACUACAGCUUGAACAGCAAAAGUCAGUACUAUAAGGAUGGAAAGUACUAUGACAUGGACUACAGGCAUGGCAAGUACUAUAAGGGUGGGAAGUACUAUGACCUGAAUGAGCAUGGAAGGUACUACAAAGAUGGGAAGUACUAUGAUAUAGAUUACCACCAUGGAAAGUACUAUAGUGAUGGAGACUACUAUGACGUCUAUCCUGACAGCAAUUACUAUGACAAUGGUGAAAAGUACCAUGACUACGACUAUGGCUAUGGAAAGUAUGAUCACAGCAAGUACUAUGAAGGUGGUUACAACUAUGGGAAGUACCAUGAUGGAGGUUAUGACCAUGGCAAGUACUUUGAUCGUUACCACAACAGCAAGUAUUAUGAAGGGGGAUAUGACCAUGGGAGGUACUAUGAUGGUUAUGACCAUGGAAAGUACAAUGAGUACAGCCAUCACUUAAGGUACUAUGACUACAAUCAUGAUAAAUACUAUGAUAUAGACUACAAAGAUGGAAAGUACUACUAUGAUGGGAAUUACUACUCCAUUAUUGAAUAUGGACAGUACUAUAAAGAUGGAAAGUACUAUGACAUGGACUACAAACAUGGACAGUACUAUAAGGAUGGAAAGUAUUAUGAUUUUGAUGAACAUGGCAAGUACUACAAAGAUGGGAAGUACUAUGAUGUAGACUACAAGCAUGGGAAGUACUACAGUGAUGGAAAGUACUAUGAUUAUGUAGAUGGAAGAUACUAUAAGGAUGGGAAGUACUAUGAUAUUGAUUACAAUGAUGGAAAAUACUACUAUGAUGGCAAAUAUUACAGCUUUAACAACAAAGGUCAGUACUAUAAGGAUGGAAAGUACUAUGACAUGGACUACAGGCAUGGCAAGUACUAUAAGGGUGGGAAGUACUAUGACCUGAAUGAGCAUGGAAGGUACUAUAAAGAUGGGAAAUACUAUGAUAUAGAUUACCACCAUGGAAAGUACUAUAGUGAUGGAGACUACUAUGACAUCUAUCGUGAUACAAAGUAUAGUGACCAUGGAGGGAAGUACCAUGAAAGUGGAAAGUAUCAUGACUAUGACUUUGGAGAGUACGAGUCUGCUCCUGUGAAGUACUACCAUGAUGGAAAGUACUACACUUACAGUGAUGGGAAGUACUAUAAAGGUGGAAAGUACUAUGAUAUAGAUUUUGAUGAUGGGAAGUACUAUGUAGAUGGAAAGUAUUAUAGCCUAAAUAGGUAUGGCCAAUACUAUUAUGCUGGUAGGUACCAUGAUGUGGACUAUAUCAAUGGGAAGUACUAUAAGAAUGGCAAGUAUUAUGAUAUGGAUGAACAUGGGAGAUAUUACAAAGAUGGAGAGUACUAUAACAUUGACUACAAUGAUGGAAAAUUCUUCAAAGGAGGCAAUUACUAUAGCUACCACAAAAAUGGCCAUUACUAUGACUACAUUGGAGAUGGCAAGUACUAUAACUUUGACUAUGGGAAGUACUAUGACCAUGACAGACCAUACUACAGGGACAGUGACUAUAAUGAACACUACUAUGGUGGGAACAGAUACUAUGAUGACUAUGGACUAGACUACCAAGAUGGAUACUAUGACAGGAAGAACUAUGGUGGUGGUGGCUACAAUGACUACUACGAUUAUGAUGGAAAGUACAAUGAUGAUCAUUACGGUUACGAUGAAAAAUACUACAAUGACUAUUAUGGUGACUAUUAUGGUGACUACAGUGGGUAUGGAUAUGGCAGUAAGAGUGGUGUGGACUAUGCACAUGGGGACUAUAAUGGAGGUGGGUACAGCCAUGGCAGCAAAUACACCCACAGUAAGUAUGACUACAGAGAAUCAAAGUACUACAAACAGGGAGAUAAGUACAGUCAUAGCAGCUCAGCGCACCAUGAGAAAAAUUACCACAAGAGCAGCGAGUACAAAGACUACCACCAUGUAGAGUACGACAACGACCACUAUGGCCCAUACCACCACUCAGACAACCACCACAACCAAGGUUAUGACCAUCACCGUCACCAGUAUGACGUACGAAGCAAUCAAGGGGAAGCAGACAGCGAAGGACAGGAACAACAGGACUAUGAACACCUAGCAGCUGCAGAGGCUUCCAGUGGGACUUCCAAAGGUGUUCCAGCAGAUUCCAGCAACACUGCAGAUCAAGAUUUGAAAGAGGUUGCCAGUGGAGAGGAGGAUAAAGAGUCGGUGAGCGUAGUAGGUCCAGGCAGUAUUGUGAGUUACAUCAAGAAGUUGCAGAACAAGGCAAAGUCUCAGUAGCUAUAGCCUAUAUGUAACCAUAUGGUGUGAUUGCUUAAUGUAAUUGUAGCAUUCUCUGUAAAUAAAUAUAUAGAAAAUUGUGGAUGUAAGUAUUCAGUUUUAAUGUUAUGUAAAGAAUUAAAUAAAAAAAUCCACUUACA
Scylla paramamosain (green mud crab) is the source of this 7939-nucleotide messenger RNA. RefSeq lists its product as uncharacterized. The coding region runs from base 42 to 7799 and encodes 2585 amino acids. Gene Ontology annotation, biological process: proteolysis. Lineage: Eukaryota; Metazoa; Arthropoda; Malacostraca; Decapoda; Portunidae. The transcript is spliced from 16 exons. Gene Ontology annotation, molecular function: serine-type endopeptidase activity. The record is from RefSeq and is a predicted model, not a curated record.